Pelagomonas calceolata is the source of this 1578-nucleotide messenger RNA. NCBI's taxonomy places the organism in Eukaryota, Pelagophyceae, Pelagomonadales, Pelagomonadaceae. The record is from the annotation of a GenBank genome assembly.
GUCCUCGGCGUCGUUCCUCCGCAGAUAUCAGCUCACCCCCAGCCGAACCACAGCGGCAUAGCUGUGAGAGGCACGCUGCAAGCUGUCCUGCUCGAACGAGCGCCCCGAUUGACCCGCGCGCUGCGCCUGGUGAACAUUCUGGCUGCAGCCUCAGUCCGCCGCACCAUGAACAUAGCCACGCCCUCCGCCCGCACUCACGGCAUCACGAACGUCGUGUCGCGCGGUCGGUUCUCAAGCAUGUCGUCAUGCGGAUCGCGGCGGCCGUCGGUGGCGCCAAGGCCGCCGAAGCUGUUCGAUCCCACGGACGAACGCCGCCGCCGCAAGGUCGAGCUCGAGCGGAAGGCGCCGAGCAUUAAACCGAUCCCAAAGCCGAACGACGGCACGAAGCUCCGCAGCGGCCCGGCCGUCGUCGCGGAACUCGAGCGCGCGCUCGCGGAGUCGGAGGACCGGCACGUCUUCCAACGCCACGCCUACGUCAGCGCGCUCGCGAGCAUCGACAGCCUCGACGCGACGCUCGCGACGCCCUACCUGAUCCGCAUGCUGGCGACGCGCCAGCGCUUUACGGAGCCCUCGCGCGAGCCGCACGACUCGCUCUACGGGCGCCUCGAGCGGAGCUCGCACGUCGUGGCCUUCGAGCUCCUGCUGGACCUCGCCGCGACGCAAGCGGGCCGCCGGGCCCUGACGCGCCACGUCCUCGAGAUCGCCGCCGUCGCGGCGCGACCGGCGCCGCGACAGAGCAGCGUCGGCCCCGGCGUGCCCUGGGCGGAGGACGAGCCGGAGCUGGUGGAGGACGCGGACGGCGGCGGCCGGCGGCUCCUCGAGCUCAUCAAGCGGCGCCUCUCGUCGGAGCACGAGCUGUCUGCAGUUCGACUCGUGGCGUCCAUCGACGUCGCGCUGAUGGUCGAUGGCGACGACGUCCGCGCCGAGAACGAGCGGUUGCGCGCGGCGGCCGAAGACGCGCACGCCGACGCCGAGGACGCGCGCGCCGCCGAGCGCCGCCUGCGGGAGGACCUCGCGGAAGCCGACCGCCGCCGCAAAGACGACGUCGCGGCCGCGGAGCGCGAGAGCGCAGCCGCGAUUGGAGGAAUGGCAGCCAAGCUGCGGGAGAGCGACGACGCGGCCGAGGCGCUGCGGCGGGAGCGCGACGAGCUCAAGAGGCGCCGCGACAGCGACGGCACCGUCGAUUUGUGCGGGGACGACGACGACGCGCCGCCGCCGAAGCGGAAGCGCGACGCGCUGCGCGAGCUCGUCGACGAGCAGCAACGGUCCGCACUUUUGGAGGUCAAGAAGGAGAAAGGAGAGGCCUUGGAGGACGCCGCGGAGGCGGAGGAGACGCUCGGAUAUCAAGUCCGGACGACGAACUGCUUACAGGGGAAGAUCGACGAGCUCGUGGGCCUCUGCGGGGAAGCCGAGCGGCUCUCCGGUCUGGCCCAGGAGGCGGCGGCCGCGGGCGACUGCUCCGAAGCCGGCCGCCUCGCGGGCGCGGCACGGGACGCGGUCGACUCGCUCACGGUCAACAGCAUCAAGUACCGGACGAACCGGUAGAGGGGCGGCAUUUUGUAAGUUUCAAGAGACAUC